AUGGUGAACUGGGGAAUCAUAUCAACUGGCGAUAACGCUACAAAAUUUGCCAAAGACCUCCUCAUCAACCCAUCAACAAGAGGCGUCCACAAUGUCACCCACAACCUAACCGCCGUCGCAUCCUCAACCUCAUUGCCAAAAGCCCAGCACUUCCUGUCUGCCGUAGAUGCUCCACCAGAAACAGCCGCUUACGGAUCCUACGAGUCCCUCCUCGCAGACCCCAAUGUUCAAAUUGUCUAUAUCUCCACGCCACACUCGCACCAUUUCCAGAAUGCCCGUGCCGCUUUACUCGCGGGAAAGCACGUCUUACUUGAGAAGGCCUUCACGGUUAAUGCAGCUCAGGCGCGUAGUCUCAUUCAGCUCGCUCGUGAGAAGAAUCUGUUCCUCAUGGAGGCAAUGUGGACGCGUUUCUUCCCACUCAUGCACUAUGUCAGACAGCUCAUCAAAGAUGGAGCCAUUGGAGCUGUGCAGCGAGUAGUUGCGGAUCGAAAUUUAGGGAGGGAUGUCGAGAAGCUCUACGGGGCGGAGCAUCGAUUAGUGAAUCCUACACUGGCGGGUGGAGCUUUGCUCGAUUUGGCUAUAUAUCCCCUGACGUGGAUCUUUCAGAUCCUGUAUCAUGAUGGUCCACUAGCCUCUGCUACUGUCAGGUCACCACCAAAUGUCUCUAGCUCGGUGGUCAAAUACACUCCAACGGGAGGUGUGGCGACGGCCAGCCUUCGGGUCACUUCGGACCCAACCGACCCUGGGGUGCGCAUCUUAGGGGAUAAAGGCCAGAUACAGGUCUUUGGACCUGCUGCACGGCCGUUGAGCAUUGCGCGCAUUGCAUAUGGGGAACAAGGUCCGGAGAUAGUGGAGAGGAAGGAUUUUGAAAUUCCAGUUGGACACGGAUUGUUCUGGGAGGCAGAUGCCUGUGCUCAAUACUUGGUUGAGGGGAAGACCGAGUCAGACCUGAUGCCACUGGAAGAGACGCUGCUGAUUAUGGAAGUCAUGGAUAAGGUACGGGAGGAGCAUGGGAUUAAGUAUCCGGCUGAAGUCGAGGCACACUAA
Aspergillus nomiae NRRL 13137 is the source of this 1047-nucleotide messenger RNA. Its product is annotated as Gfo/Idh/MocA family protein. Lineage: Eukaryota; Fungi; Ascomycota; Eurotiomycetes; Eurotiales; Aspergillaceae. Bases 1 to 1047 code for a protein of 348 amino acids. The record is from RefSeq and is a predicted model, not a curated record. Gene Ontology annotation, molecular function: nucleotide binding. The transcript has 5 exons.